Cylicostephanus goldi is the source of this 477-nucleotide messenger RNA. NCBI's taxonomy places the organism in Eukaryota, Metazoa, Nematoda, Chromadorea, Rhabditida, Strongylidae. The record is from the annotation of a GenBank genome assembly.
AUGAGAAUAUUUGAAGAGCCGAUAUCGUUGGAAGAGGCGGCGCUGUCUGCGCACGCGAUGGCACAGCCAAGCCGCAAAAGUUACGUACAUGGCUGUUCUCACAUUCCAUUACUAUUCGAAACUGUUGGAGAACGAUUACGUAGUGCUGUGGACCAGACUCCUAACAAGGAAUUUGUGAUAUUCAAACGAGAGAACAUCCGUCGGACGUACCUUCAGCUGCUAAAAGACGCAGAACGCCUUGCAUGUGGUCUUAUCCAUCUUGGGUUAGAAAAGGGUGAUCGUGUCGGCAUUUGGGGUCCAAAUACCUAUGAAUGGAUCACCACACAAUUUGCUACUGCAUUGGGUGGAAUGGUGCUGGUGAACAUCAAUCCUUCAUACCAGUCUGAGGAACUUCGGUUCGCUCUUGGAAAAGUAGACAUCAAAGCUCUUAUCACACCCCCAGGAUUCAAAAAGUCGAGCUAUUAUAGAAGUGUCACU